This is a messenger RNA of Periophthalmus magnuspinnatus, 1008 nucleotides long. RefSeq names its product somatostatin receptor type 5. Gene Ontology annotation, biological process: regulation of insulin secretion; neuropeptide signaling pathway; cellular response to glucocorticoid stimulus. Bases 1 to 1008 code for a protein of 335 amino acids. Gene Ontology annotation, cellular component: membrane; neuron projection. Gene Ontology annotation, molecular function: somatostatin receptor activity; neuropeptide binding. The transcript has 3 exons. The record is from RefSeq and is a predicted model, not a curated record. Lineage: Eukaryota; Metazoa; Chordata; Actinopteri; Gobiiformes; Gobiidae.
AUGGGCUAUAAGGCAUGCAGGUGUUUGAUUGAGGCUCUGGCAUUCCACAAACAGGAAGAGUUUGUUGCCACUUGGGUAAAGGUCACGGCGAUCUUGUACCUCAUUGUUUGUGUCAUGGGUCUUGCUGGGAACAUUUUGGUCAUCACUGCCAUUUUGAAACUCGACAAACUAUCUUCCUCGACAACGGUGUAUAUUUUCAACUUGGCUCUAGCUGACGGACUUUUCAUGAUUGGUCUACCAUUCAUCGCAAGCCAAAAUUUCCAAAAUGCAUGGAUGUUUGGGGAUAUGGCUUGCAAAGUUGUCAUGGUACUAGAUGGAAUCAACCAAUUUACAAGCGUCUUCUGUCUUACCAUGAUGAGUGUCGAUCGGUAUUUGGCACUGUUGAAUCCGCUGCGGUUCGCUAGCUGGAGGACUCCGCGUUUUGCCAAGAUUGUGUCAUCGAUCUUGUGGUUCUUCUCGCUUCUCACCAUUCUUCCAAUGGCGCUGCAUUUCACUGCUGAACAAGGAUUGUGCAUGCCGGAACUAGCUUCAGAUGCGUGGUGGCUAGGCGUCCUUUCAUAUACAUUCGUGAUAGGAUUCGCUUUGCCAUUCACGGUCAUGACGGCUUCCUACACAGCUCUGAUUUGUACCUUUAGAUCGCAGCGUCUCCGUGCACUUUCACCGAAUCAGGAAAGCCAACGGUUGGAGCGACAAGUUACGAAAAUGGUGGUCGGUGUAGUGGUUGUUUUCGGGAUUUGCUGGUUGCCAUUUUACACAUUUAAUUUCUGCUCACUGUAUCAUGUUGGACUGGUUCAAAAUUUCGCAAGAGCAUUCGAAUUGGUGGUACUUUUGUCGUAUUCCUGGAGCUGCGCCAACCCCAUCCUCUAUGCGUGCCUCUCCGACACAUUCCGACAUCACUUCCGAGUGCUCCUCUGCCCAGCUCAUAAGUCGGCUCCCACAAUGCAGUGCAGCACAGAACAUUAUGAUCUGAAUGACACUCGCCUACCGGAUAUUACCAUUCUCGCAUAG